GCGCGAAAGUCAGGCAAGGCACCACAACAGGUACCACCACAGCAGGCACACCAGAGGCACCACCACAAGCGCCACACAGCCACCACAGAGCCACUCCCGUUAGGCAAAAUGCAGGUCCAUCAGGCUGUGUUUGGAGCCGCCGUGCUCGGUAUGCUGUUGGCGAUCGGAGGCUCCCUGCCCGUCUUGGAUGUCAGUUCGGGCAUCGACAACCAGACGAUCGAGGACCUCAGAGCCAGUGUCAAUGAUUCGCCUAAAAAUUUGUAUGUUGUCAAGGCGGUGGUCUACGAAAUCGGCAUCCUGACGGAAGUGGAUGAGAAUGACACCAGCUUCGAGAGCCAGGAGCGCGUCGACCUCACCUUCUAUGACACACACAGCAACAAGAGCCACAUCGACCUGGGCAACAUUCCGCUGCCCAUCCAGACGAACGUCACCGGCCAGGUACUCACCGGCAUUGCGCCGGUGAACCUGGGCGCCUUCAGCAGUCCCCAGGAGCUACUGGAAACACUUCCGCUAACCGGCAGCAUUGUGAACAUCACGCACAGUGACACGGCCUUCUACCAGCUGAGCAAGUCCAAUGUAUCGGCCGCCGACAGGCCCCAGGUCCUGGACCAGGAUGCGCUCUCAAAGCUCACCCAUGUGGCCCAGCUGUUCCCGCCCUCGUCGACCAUCGGCAAGUCCCUGCCAGUGAAUCCGACCCGAGACAACGAAGUGGCCCAGUCCGAGCCGGAGGAUUAGAGGGGGCUGGGCAGUGCGUUACUCUAGAAUGAUACCAUCAAACGUAUACGGGACAUUAAUAGAUCUACUUAGUUUUACGGCUACUCAAGACACAUACUGAAGUACCUACAGUGCUAGAAAAGACUGGACGAGGACAAAAGAUCACCAUCAUUGAAUCCAUUCCGCCUUGAUCGCAGGUCACAUCACAAGGCUGGAAUUUCACUUUUCUGUUGUAAAGUAAAAAUAAAUUUCGCAUUAGAGCUAGGCAAAUGA
Molecule: messenger RNA, 987 nt
Organism: Drosophila bipectinata
Lineage: Eukaryota; Metazoa; Arthropoda; Insecta; Diptera; Drosophilidae
Source: RefSeq, a predicted model, not a curated record